GAAGAAACAUCAUCGAUCAAAAUUUGUUUUCUUUUUUCUCUGAUUCUCUCCUUGAAAAGUUUUCAAUUCAGAGAGAAAAAAAAAACAAAAUGGCUCCAACGAUCAGAACCAUCGAAAGGUACAGAGGUCACCAGAAGUACUCUGUCGAUUUCUUUGGAGACGAUGUGGUCGUCACCGUAACCGAGACUCCCUUGGUCAUCAGGCGAUGGAUUCAAGACGUCAUCUUCUACCACCGUCGUUCUCGUUCUCGCUCUCGUCGCCCUCUCCUCGUUGGAGUCGGCGUCUACUGGACACCGGCAGGUUAUCACUCCGAUUCAGAUGAUUCUCCGCCGGCGAGUAAUUACUAUCCUCCAGCGGAGACUCUCCAGUUAUGCGUAGGUAAACGGUGUAUCAUCAUCCAGCUGUCUUACUGUAACCGUGUCCCCCUUGCCCUACGCAGAUUCCUCACGAAUCCACAGACGACUUUCGUCGGCGUUUGGAAUCCUCAAGAUGCGCGAAGGCUAGAACGGUCUCGACAUCAGCUGGAAAUUGGGAGGCUUCUGGACGUAAAGGACUAUGUCAGAGAUUCAGCAGGUAGGAGUCUGAGUCGUCGUUCGUUCGAGGAGAUUGUUGAGGAGUGUAUGGGUUAUCCAGGAGUGACGGUAGUUCAGGAGAUAAGCAUGAGUGAUUGGGGUGUUGAUUACCUUAGCCUUGAUCAGGUACUUCUGGCGUCAGUAGAUGCUUAUGUUUCUUUCAAGCUCGGUGUUCGGGCUCGUCUAUGGCAAGUUUGAAUAAAUGCAUCAAAGCUAUUAUGUUUCGAUUCCCUUUUUAAUCCUUCUUUGUUUGUUAGGCUGUGGGAAUAAAUUAAAGACACUAGUUACUGUUGUUUCUCGUUAAUUUUCUUCUUCCAUAUAUGAGUAGUAAGUAGUAGCUAA
Molecule: messenger RNA, 914 nt
Organism: Eutrema salsugineum
Lineage: Eukaryota; Viridiplantae; Streptophyta; Magnoliopsida; Brassicales; Brassicaceae
Product: Werner Syndrome-like exonuclease
Exons: 1
Coding region: 90-770 (226 amino acids)
Biological process (GO): nucleobase-containing compound metabolic process
Cellular component (GO): cytoplasm; nucleus
Molecular function (GO): nucleic acid binding; 3'-5' exonuclease activity
Source: RefSeq, a predicted model, not a curated record